CCACAGUCGAAAACCGCAAAUGCUGCCGCUCCUGGUGAGCGCCAGCCCGCGCCGCGUGCAGGGCGUGUCCGGGGCGCCCUCCCCCCGAGUUCCCCCGCAAAAUCCGGCCCGCGGUCGCGCGCGCGCCCCGUCCCGCUGCUUUGGAGGAGUCUGCAGCCCCCGGCGCGCCCGCACGGCGAUUGCCGCCUCCACUCCAACCUCAUCCACUCUCACUCUGACAUUCUCUCCAGAGUCCUCGCGUCGAGCCCGUGGCGCCGGAGCGCGAGCCCCAAGCUCGGGACACAGCGGGACAUUGACGAUCUGCGAUGCCUGUGCGUGCAGGUGAUCACGCUGAGCACGGCGCCGGCGGUGGCACCCUUCCUGGUGCUCCAGAUGUCACGACCGAGGAGCUCCAGUAGAUCCUCCAUAACGUGCAGGCCGAGCUUGAGCGGCGCGCGGCGCUGCAGCGCGGGGCGCCCGAAUCGAAGCGGAACUCGAUCUUGUGCGCCUCGGGCAAGGCGUUGCCCAGCGAGGCGGAGGUGCACGCAUGGGCGCUGCUCGUGCUGCUACAUGGCCGCGGCGCGGACGGCUCGUGGGUCGCCGUCCCGACGCUCGUCGACCAGUGGAUGAACGUCGUGCUGCUGCAGUCGAGCCGCUACGAGCAGUUGCGCGAGCGAUGGCAGCCUCCGACCGACGAUCCGCAGUGGCGUAACUUGGCUCUCGCCAAGGGCCUCGUCCCGUCCUUGCUCAGUCAAGCCGCCGCUCGGGCGGCGGAGCCGCUCGCCCACACCACGCGCACGCUGGUGCAGCUCGAGGUCAUCGACCACGACGUCGGGCAGACCGCGCUCUCGAACUAUCUGAAGAACUGCCUCGCCAAGUCCAAGGGCAUCUCGGGCCCGUCGUACAACCCGGCCAACGGCUCCCACACGCUACACCGGCACAUCGCCGCGGCGGUGCCCGUCGCCUCGCUCCUGAAGGUGCUCUCGGCGCUGCACCGCACGCGGGAGGAGCCCGAGGCGGCGCCUUCGUACACCGAGCUGCAGGCGAGCGCCGACGCGUCGGCGGCCGCCGCGCGGCGACAUAGGGUGAUGCGGCACGGCGGUAGAUGGCCGAGGAUGCAGACGGACCGUGGUAUGUGUGUUGUGUAUAUGCUCAUAUCCGCAUGAUCCGCUUGAGCAGCAGGCACACACGACACACACGCCAAGCGCGUGAAGUUGUCGCUCGGGUUGCCUGAACUAGAUGACAUUCCCAUAUUCAUU
Molecule: messenger RNA, 1238 nt
Organism: Emiliania huxleyi CCMP1516
Lineage: Eukaryota; Haptophyta; Isochrysidales; Noelaerhabdaceae
Exons: 5
Coding region: 606-1145 (179 amino acids)
Source: RefSeq, a predicted model, not a curated record